Molecule: messenger RNA, 690 nt
Organism: Penicillium griseofulvum
Lineage: Eukaryota; Fungi; Ascomycota; Eurotiomycetes; Eurotiales; Aspergillaceae
Product: RWD domain-containing protein
Exons: 2
Coding region: 1-690 (229 amino acids)
Biological process (GO): cytoplasmic translation
Molecular function (GO): protein binding
Source: RefSeq, a predicted model, not a curated record
AUGGGUCGCGAAGACCAGAUUGAGGAGCGUGAAGUGCUCGAUUCAAUCUUCCCUGACGAAAUUACCGACAUAUCCGAAACCUCGUACCGAGUAACCAUAGCCCUCGAUGCCCUUGAAUAUGAAGGCGACGAAACGGAACAACCCGUGAUAUGCCUGGAAGUUUCUUACCCUGAGGAUUACCCCGAUGUUGGCCCAAAUCUUACCAUUUCCUCUCCGCCCAACGCCGUGAAGCAUGCUCGACUAGAUGUCCAGGAAGACAGGGACCUACUGAUGGAGUCUCUUCAGCCUACAAUCGAAGAGAACUUGGGCAUGCCCAUGAUAUUCACACUGGUCAGCGCACUUAAGGAAAGCGCAGAACAACUUAUGAUCGAGCGAGCAGAUGCCAUUCAGGCUGAGAAAGACCAAGUCGCUGCAGAGAGAGAGGAGGAGGAAAACCGAAAAUUCCAUGGCACACCUGUCACGGUCGAGUCGUUCUUGGAGUGGAGUGCCAAGUUUAAAAAGGAACAGGAGGAGGAGGAGCUUCGGGCCCGCGAAGAAAAGGAAUCGGAGGACAAGAAGAAAAAGCCCACGAAAGAGGAGAAAAAACUCACAGGCCGGCAAUUGUGGGAGAGAGGCUUGGCCAAGGGUGAUUAUGAUGAGGAAGAUGAUGAUGCCUUGCCGCCCGUUGAGAAGCUCAAAGUGGCUGCAUGA